Molecule: messenger RNA, 1027 nt
Organism: Pollicipes pollicipes
Lineage: Eukaryota; Metazoa; Arthropoda; Thecostraca; Pollicipedomorpha; Pollicipedidae
Product: myosin regulatory light chain 2
Exons: 4
Coding region: 110-724 (204 amino acids)
Molecular function (GO): calcium ion binding
Source: RefSeq, a predicted model, not a curated record
CCCGGCGCGGCCCGAGCCGAGCUCCUGGAGCCUGACCGACCUCCAGUCCAGUGGACUCGGCGCUGUCCGCUCCUCCCUGUCGCCAGCUCCGGGCCGCUACUGCGACAUCAUGGCUGACGACAAAGAGAAGAAGAAGAGGAAGAAGAAGAAGGAGGGCGAUGAGGCCGAAGCAGCCCCUGCCCCUGCCCCGGAGCCCGCGAAGCCGGCCUCGGCCAAGCGGUCCAGCGGCAAGAAAUCCAGCAAGAAGGCUGGCAGCAGCGUCUUCUCCUGCUUCUCCCAGCAGCAGGUGAACGAGUUCAAGGAGGGCUUCCAGAUGAUGGACGCUGACAAGGACGGCAUCCUCAACAAGAGCGACAUCCGGAGCUCCUUCGACAUCAUCGGCAAGAUCGUCUCUGACAAGGAGCUGGAGGAGAUGCUGGCCGACGCGCCCGGACCCAUCAACUUCACCAUGCUUCUCUCGAUGUUCGCCAGCCGGCAGUCCGGUGAGGCCGACGACGACGACGUUAUCGUCAGCGCCUUCAAGGCCUUCGACGACGGCGACGGCACCAUCAACAGCGACAGCUUCCGGCACUCGCUGCUGACAUGGGGCGAGAAGUUCACGCCCAAGGAGGUGGACGAGGCGUUUGAGCAGUUCGACAUCGAUGACCAGGGCAAGAUCGACCUGGGAGGCGUGUUAGAUCUGCUCGUCGGAGGCAAGAAGGAGGAGGAGGCGGAGGCGGCCUAAGAUCCGCUCCAGCACAUUUCCACGUACCCGGUGGCCCGCAGCCGGCCGCCGUUCACCCGUCAUCCCGGCGGUGGCGCGGCCGGGAGGCCUCCCCAGCAGGUGGCGCCACCGGCGCCCGGCGGGAGGAGGAGCUCCCAGCCCGCUGCUACCACCUGGCGGCUGCGGACUACUCCGUCGCUUCGCCCGGCUGAAUUUGUGACCAUCGCAAGGGAACCCAGGCCGAACCUUUCAAUCGGUGCUCAGGACUUCGUGUCUUAUUGAAAGUGUUACGCGGGCCCGCGACAUAAAUUCUACGAUCCCAUC